This is a messenger RNA of Phragmites australis (common reed), 1664 nucleotides long. Its product is annotated as serine/arginine-rich splicing factor RSZ21-like. Gene Ontology annotation, cellular component: nuclear speck. NCBI's taxonomy places the organism in Eukaryota, Viridiplantae, Streptophyta, Magnoliopsida, Poales, Poaceae. The transcript is spliced from 7 exons. The record is from RefSeq and is a predicted model, not a curated record. The coding region runs from base 140 to 631 and encodes 163 amino acids. Gene Ontology annotation, molecular function: RNA binding; zinc ion binding. Gene Ontology annotation, biological process: mRNA splicing, via spliceosome.
CCGCCGCCGCGGCGGGAACUCGCCCGUGCCGAGUCCGCGCGCCGAGCGCUAGUCUCAUUUCCGCGCAGAUACCUUCAGGUAAAAGGAAAUCUCUUUGUAAUUUGUUGCUCUCUUGAUUAAAUUCAGGAAUUUGUUCACAAUGGCCCGGGUGUAUGUUGGCAACUUGGAUGCCCAGGUGACUUCUGGUGAACUUGAAGACGAGUUCCGUGUGUUUGGGGUUCUGCGAAGUGUCUGGGUUGCGCGGAAACCCCCUGGUUUUGCAUUUAUUGAUUUUGAUGACAAGAGGGAUGCGGAGGAUGCAAUUCGUGAUCUAGAUGGCAAGAAUGGAUGGAGAGUUAAGCUAUCUCGCAGUUCCAGUGGUCGUGGUGGUCGUGAUCGGAAUGGUGGGUCUGAGUCGAAGUGCUAUGAAUGUGGUGAGUCUGGGCACUUUGCACGCGAAUGUCGUCUGCGGAUUGGUUCUGGAGGUCUAGGCAGUGGAAGACGUCGCAGCAGGAGCAGGAGCCGCAGUCGCAGCCCCAGAUACCGCAGGAGUCCGAGCUAUAGUAGAAGAAGUUAUAGCCCUCGUUAUCGCUCUCCAAGGCGCCAUAGUGUUUCGCCAGCUCGUGGACACAGUUAUAGCAGGUCUCCAUAGUACAACUGCGGCCAAGAUGAAUCUCCCUGUGCUAAUGGAGGUGAUGAUGCCAGGUACCGACAUAGCAGGAGCUAGACCUGAAGCCUGUGCCUGGGUCGUGUUUUGUGUGAGAACUUUCUCCUUGGCUUGUCUGCCAGGAACAUUUUAGGAACUGUCGUCAGCUGCAUGACUUCAGUUCAGGCAUGUUCUGCUUAAACGACUCGGCCAACUACGGUGCUCAGUUGUAGUCUUCAUGGUUUUGUUCCACCCUCAUUCUUGGCACACCCUUUCCUGCAAACAAAUGUGAAUCUUGCAUUACUCCCUGCCUUCGAUGCCUCAUCAUGACUGUCAUUCUUCAGUGAAGCAAAUUAUUAACAUCUUCCCCCCUAUAAAGUUGAUGAGGUAUUGAGUACUGAUAACUGCAGCUUGCAAAAGUAAUAACUCGUUGGAUUGUUUAUAGAACAAGAACUCUGCAGUGUAUUGGUAAUGCAAAGCUUAUGUGAAAAUAGAUCUACAACUGAGCCGCUUGGGCAUUGGGAUGAAUGAAUGUGGCCUUCAGCUGCUGCCUAGUUGGGCAUCUGAGGAACUUGAUAAGACUGACUUCAGCAGAAACUUCGCCUGUUGGUGUGGUUUUUCGUUCUUCAUUUUCGGUGUACGUCAGUCAUCAUUGUCAAUCAAAUGAAGGUGCAUUCCCUGUCUUCCACCUUGAUUGCAUCAUCGUGAUUGAUAGUCCUUGUUCAUGCGGUGAUGAGGCAAAAUUGGAAUCUUCUUGCUUCUGUUUAUGCCAAGUUAUUCUUCAUACCUGCAGUCUACAGAACAUUUUUUUGCCGCUUGCCACUGCAUUAUGGUUACAGCACGUCAAUACCUGAGUUUUGGGGUCUACUUUAACAUUUUUGUCGAACUACUGGCCAUACCAAUGUAUAUUUAUACAUACAUAUUAAUUGACUCGGGUUUAACCUUAGAUAUCCAAGCAUGAAUUCCUGCUGUACAAAAUGUAGUUAAAUUAACUGGUUUAGCCAACUAUAAUUUUCUGAUUAGUGUAUGCAUUGAUUUA